This is a messenger RNA of Cuculus canorus (common cuckoo), 9414 nucleotides long. RefSeq names its product alpha kinase 2 (gene ALPK2). The record is from RefSeq and is a predicted model, not a curated record. The transcript has 12 exons. The coding region runs from base 1702 to 6930 and encodes 1742 amino acids. Gene Ontology annotation, molecular function: protein serine/threonine kinase activity; ATP binding. NCBI's taxonomy places the organism in Eukaryota, Metazoa, Chordata, Aves, Cuculiformes, Cuculidae. Gene Ontology annotation, biological process: protein phosphorylation.
UCCAGCAUCUCUGGAACCAAGGCAUUUAGUAAGACUUGAAGGAAUUGCACUGAAUGGCUUUUUUCUGUAAAACAAUAAUUUAUUUAUCCUAAUUUAGAAACCCAGUCUGUAUGGCAGAGGUAUGCUGGUGGAACAGUGAGCUUGACCUCUCAUGAUAGGUGGUUUACCCACAGCUGCAUAUGACUCAGAGGGUGGAAAAUUCAGUGGGUGCCUUUCACCCGCCUCAGCCUGUGUUCUCUGCUUGUUGGGUGUCUUCCUACACUGUCAAACAGUUACGUUAUUUCAGGUUGGAUAUGGAUUUAAAUCCUCUUUCAUUUCUUUGGGGAUUGUUUUGGCUGUUAGGCUGUUACAUAAAACAGAUAUCCCUGCUGCUAUUCCUGAACAAGGGUGGUUGUAGGUGCUAUAUUUGAUGCCGAACAUACCAGUUUCCUAUCUGGCUCUAGAUAACACCAGGGGCAAGCAGUGUUAAGCACUGCAGUAUCUCAGAACCAGUUUGAGCUGGCAAAACACUCAAGAAAAAACGGGGCACACAACUUGCUCUUCAGCCUUUUCUGGAUCCCUGGAGCUCAGAGCAGUUUGUACAGUUUAGUCAAGUUCCUUCUGUGUGAGAAUACCUCCUUACUUCAGAAUUCACUUCUUUGCCAUUGAGGAAUGUGAAACCUUGGGUGAAUUUUUACAUAGUGAGUGUUGAAAAUUCACUAUUCAUGUUGGUGUCCUCAGCCUGCUUGUCAGGGGUUGCAGAUUUUCUCACGUUCAGCAGAACCUUUUAGUGUAUAGCUUUGAGCAGGUAAGAGUUUCCUGCCGUGCACAGCAAGUCAGCUAAGCACACUUCAAGCGAGUGCCUCACAAAGGACCCAGGCUUUAUUGUGAAGAGCUAAGGCCAACACUUCCUCUCUCAGGGCCACAAGGAAAUUCCUGUGGACUUCUAUGGCAGUAGGAUGUGCCCUCUCACCACUGCCAGCUCGCUCCCUCUCGCUGUCUGGCUGAGGGUUUCCCAGGAAGAGCCAUCUGCUGCAUGUAACGAAAUAGGCUCUCUUAAAAGUCAGACUGUUCUGUGACCAGGCUCGCUAUGCUAAGGUCACACUCGCAAAACAACGCCGGAGCUUCUAGCCUGCUCCUCAGCUCUGCGACGACAUGCACAAAUCGAAUGUCUUUUGCCUCGCAACACAGCGUCAAACCGCAGGCCUGGCCCGCUUCUAGGACCUGAAGAGGGAGCACUCACGGGGAUUACAGACACCGAGCCGAAGUGCAAUAGCUCUGCUUUAAACAGCCCUGUGAAAUCUAACCAGGCUGACUGCUCCAGGUAUUUCUGCAAGCAAGCUUUGGAAUCUCUGUCCCUGUGAUGCCAGCCCCAGGAAUAGCCUGCAGGUGCGCGGAAUACAGUCCACACUCUACUGAACAGUACCUGGAGGCAGUUUGACAGAAUGAUCUGCUGUUCAGCUGUUGUUGGACUGGAAUCGGAUACAGACCCCAGACCACCCCAGAAUUUGCUGUUGACCUAAAUGAUGUGGGAGACUUCAGGGUGAAAUGAGCGGAACGAGAAACGUUUUGCCCAACACGAGAUUUACCUCUUUGAGGGGGAUCCCCUGUUGAUUUCACCAGGUUCCAACUCUUCAAAACCCCAGAAGUUAACUGCUUGAGAAGCUCCAAAAAGCAGAAGCAUUGUCCCCGUUCCAGAGAUCCUGCAGACGUUUGCCUAACAUGGAAGACAGCAUGGGUGUAAAAAAUGUAUUUGAAACCCAGGGAAAUGUUUCCUGCCUGAGGGAUUUGUCUGAGAAUGGUGAUGAUCUAAUUCAUUUUAACAGUAUGGUCAGUGACACUACUGGAGAGGCAGAGAAAUGUGGCUGCAGGCAGGUGCAUUCCUGCCCAGCAAGUGCAGUCACUUGUCACACAGACAGCUGCUGCCUUAGCACGGAAGGCUCUGUGUCUGGUCAGUCUCUGGCAGAUGUCCAGGCGUGCAAAAAGUCUGGGCUUGGUAAACCUUUAGCCACGAGUGCCCUGUUCAGUGAGUGGGCAGAUACUCCAGUAGUAAAUCACAGUUGUUCUGUAAAGGGCGAUUCUGAAAAUCCUGCUGCUGCUCUGGAGAGUUAUGCAGAGAUAAUUCCUAAUGUGAGUGAUGACUGUUCUGAUGAUGACCUGGAGUAUUUUGAAUGUUCAGAUGUGCUGACGGAACGUGAAAAUGAAAUCUGGCAAAAGAAAUUGCAAUUCUUAUUAGACGGUGAUGAUGAAGGUGAUCUAAAACUGGGUAAGGAUUGUGAUGGGUGUGCUUACUUCCUCAGUGAAAUGCCUUGUGUGUUCCAAGUGUCAGAUGACACUACGCCUAUGGAUACCAUCAUUGGCUUCUGUGGGCAUCACUCAACAUUCAAAGGAGUAAAUGUAAGGAGAGACCCCUCCACGUUCGGCCAAACAGCUCUGCAGGCAGAGAUGACUCUAACCGUUGGACACCACCGAGAUAAAGGUACCAGUGUGAAAGACAAAGAGAAGGGUAAAGUGCCUGGUGGAUCUGCAGCCAUUGGAAGUGACCAUCCCAGAGCUGAAGAAGGAAAUAAUGGCAGUGGCCGCUCAGCUGCAGGUUUCUCACCCGACAGAUUGAAGCACAAGGAUAACACACACGCCGAGGUGGACUCCGCUCCUGGUAGUGUAGGUGGUGCUUUGGCAAACCAGGCUCCAGAGACAAUGACGGCAAACUGCACGGACACAGACUCGCUGGGAGAAAGCUCGCUACUGCUGGAGGAAGAGGGGAGAGACUUGCCAGAAGAAAAUGCACGGCAUGCUAUCUGUACCCUAACAGAGAGUCUGAGAAGAAAUCUUUUGAAGUUCUUGAACCCCAAAGAGCUUUGCAGAUAUGUAAGUAGCAUAGGACAGUCUUUCCAGCCUGCUGCAGAGGUUAGGGACUGCAGUGCUCCGCUUCCCAGUCAGGAAGGACUAAUUUCAACAAACAUCCCUGAGGCGACAGCAGGCUUGCAGAUGCGGGCUGACUUGAGUCAUAUGGAAGAGGCAGAUAAAGGCUGUGACUGGGAAGGGAAGAGCACACAGGGCCUUCCUGAGCAAAAGCAGAUGCCAGAUGAAACCGUCUCGCCCAAGAAUCAAGGUGCCAAUCUUAAACUCUUCACCCAGAAUUGCGAGAGACUAUGUAAGGAGUCUGAAAUAGAAAAGAAAGGUAUCUUCGUGAGUGGUGAGAGUGCAAGAACCAUCCAUCCACCCUCAGAAAUGCUCUGGACUGAAAAGGCCUUACAAGCAAAACAUGGAGCUGUACAGACCGGUUCUCAGCACCAAGCUCCUUGUGAUAAGGGAGAAGGUUGUCACCCAGAAGUCUUCUGUGCACGAGAAAUUGACAUUAUUUGUAAAGCUAAUCUCAAGUCAGUCCUGGAAUCUGGAGAACCUGGGUGCAAAGGAGACGCUGAUGUAUCUGCAGUGCAUGACAAGCUGUGGAAACUUCUUCAUGAAGAUGAGUCUGACUGCCAAAUCCCAUUUGCAACCCAGGGCAUCACGAGUUUAAAUAUUAGGGUGACAGCUAUUGGAGCCACAGAGCUGAACCUUGCGCAGGAGACCUGCUCUGGUUAUCCUCUGCCAAUGAAUGUGAUGGAACAUCAAGAACCUGUUGGUCAAGGACAAAGCCGCAGCACUACGAUGCAGCCAGCAACAACAUGGAGAAUGGAGAAAGAAGACUGCGACGUUUCUAGUAUCCCGCUUAAAGCAGAUGAAGCGUGUAACUGUGUAUCCGUAGGAAACAUUUGUCUUGCACAAGUGAUUGGAACAGAUGGUGUAUGUCUGGAUUCUAGCACUAGAAGUAAAAUGGAAACACCAUCCGUUUGUGUUUCAGCAGACAGUAUCGCCUUAAACACAGGGAAGCACGUGGAACCGAAGCCCAAUGAAACACUAACUGACAGUAAUGAGUCCACUCAAACGGCUUUUCCUUGGGAAGGAAGGCUUGCCACUAGUAAUGCUUCACAAACAUGGGAGGCAGGUUCUCCCCAAAGAUUAAAAAGUUCUCAGGGCAGUAAUUUAGUUUGUGACAAUGAGAAGCCUACUUACGUGUCAGAUGGGUCACGUGGGCCAACUGGACAAUUGUUUCACACUGAGUACCGCAUAUCCUUGGUAAAUGAGCCUAGAACUGGGCAAGGGUGUCAUAUUAGAGCCUAUCGUCCAGCACCAAAAGACCUGGUUCAUUGCCCUGAAGAGAAAGAUGUUUUCCCCAGUGAAAAUACCAACCAGUUUGCACAUGAAGAGCACUCUCCUGCUAGCACUAUACCUAAAAGUUCUGAUGGGAAUUUACAAACAGGCAAUCACUCAGACUUGAAUGCACAAACCAAGAGUAAUCUUGACAGUUGCCAUCUUUCAAAAAGUCAUGGCUGUCAGGAAUUUCAAGUUGUUUCUAAUGCACAGAAAUACGGUAAUGUUAUGCAACUGCCUGAUUUAAUUAGGACUGCCAAAACCAUAACACAUAAGAAUGUGCCCCAAAAUACAGACCAACUGACAGAAAUAGAAAAACAAGAGGUGCUCACUCCCUCCUCCGACUAUCCAUUGUUAAGAGAUCUCGAUGUAGAAGUGCCCAGAUAUGAACCACGUAACUCAGGAAAAGGACAGAGAGAGAUUUGUGUAGUUGAGGCUUCCUGUGAGUCAGGAGUUAGUCAUGUUUCAAAGAGCCAGGCUGCCGUUUUCCCUCAGAACACAGCAGAACAACCUGGAUUUUUUGUGGCCAGUGCCUUCAAGUCUGCUGAAGAGAUAAAAACAGAUUCUUCCAAAAAUCAGACACGUAGUUCUUUGAGUGUGACAUCAGUGGGUGCCCCGCUGGAUGGAAAGGCUCAAUGUGAGUGCCACAGCGUGGCAGACGGGGCAUGUAGAGAUAGCAGUGAUGGGUUAGGUAGCCAACAGCUGACUGCAAGAGAAACGUUGCUGCUUGCCACACCUGUGAGCCAACCAGAGGGUCUUUGUACCCGUGUGUCCAUAGUGGGGUGUCCUGGUGCAGGAAACCAGGUGAAAAGAGAGCCCACAGAAACUGCAGUCAGAGCGAAUGGAAGUGUGAGUGUACGGGGAGCAUCGCAGGAUCACCUCCAGAGGGAGCCCAAAGAAAACAAGGAGGGAGCAAUCUUGUGUGAAAACACACUAGAGGUUCAAAGAGCUGUUGAGUGUAACCCAUGUGAAGCUGAAGUGAAGUCUCCUUCUCGCAGUUUAAUUUUCUCCAAGGCUCAGAGACAGACCGGGAAUAUUGGCAGUCAGCAGCCCUGUCCUGACUGGAUCUCUCCUGGCAAGCUGGCUGGAGGAGAUCAUUCCAUUCAGUCUCCUGCGUCUGGUAAAGAGGAAGAAGCCAUGGCAUCAGAGAGUGCAGUAAGAGGUUCAGUUCAUUUGCCACCAGUCAAUUCAGGGAAUAACCAGUAUUUUCGAGAGCAGCGACCCUGCAGCAGAACUCAGCCAUUCUCCUCAGCAUCACCCACAUAUGAUCCAUUCCCAGUCCAUGAGGAAAGUCUAAGAAAUCCAGAAGGACUAAAAUCCUAUCAGACAUUGCCAACUGCUGCUGAGCCUGAGCACAGCAAGUGUAGACAAGAGACAGCAAAGAGUGGGCAUCUGGCUGCUGGAGCUAAGAAGAAAUUACCGCCAGCAACACUGUCCAAAAAGCCCCGUCUGGAGGAGAGGGGAACUGUUGGGAAGGAUCCCAGCUGUGGUAAAAGGUCUGUGAAGAGUGAGGCGGGUGUGAUUCAUAAAGAGGAUAGAAAAGAGCAAAGGAGACUAAUUGUGAAAAACGAGAGCAAAGCUCCCAAGCUGCUGAAGAAAAUUCAAGCGGAGUUGUUCCCUGACUGCUCUGGAAAUAUUAUGCUGUGCUGCCAGUUUGGUGACAUUCAUGGUGACUCCACCAUUACAUGGACGAAAGAUUCCAAGUUACUCGCCCAGCUGCAGAGGAGUGCCCAGGACGACUCUCCCGUCUCUUUGGCCAUAGCUAAAGCCAGUAACAAAGACCAGGGAAUGUAUUAUUGCUGCUUGCACAAUGCGUACGGCAAGGUCACUGCAGAGUUCAAUCUGACUUCACAAGUGCUGGAACAUCUCUCAAGCUCUCAGAAUUGUGAAGGUGUGGAGGAAAUUGAAUUCAUGCAGCUCAUGUUCAGAGAGGAUUUCAUCAGCGACAGCUAUUUUGGUGGGAACCUGCACGGACUAAUAGCGACAGAAGAGCUUCAUUUUGGUGAAGGCAUGCACCGGAAAGCCUUCCGGAGUAAGGUGAUGCGGGGCCUCGUGCCAGUGUUCGGUCCUGGCCACUCCUGCGUUCUCAAAGUGCACAAUGCUAUCUUGUACGGGACCAAGAGCAAGGAUGACCUAGUGCAGAAGAACUACAAGCUGGCCCUCCAGGAAUGCUAUGUCCAAAAUACUGCGAGAGAAUAUGCCAAGGUCUAUGCAGCUGAAGCUGAGCUCUUGGAAGGCUUUGGGGAAGUACCAGAGAUCAUUCCUAUUUUUCUUGUUCAUCGCCCUGCCAAUAACAUCCCCUAUGCAACAGUGGAGGAGGAGCUGGUCGGGGAGUUUGUGAAGUACUCCGUCAGGGAUGGCAAGGAAGUGAAUUUCCUGAGGAGAGACUCAGAGGCUGGCCAGAAGUGUUGCACCUUCCAGCACUGGGUAUAUGAGAAGACCAGUGGGAGCUUGCUUGUCACUGACCUGCAAGGUGUCGGAAUGAAGUUAACUGACGUUGGCAUAGCAACUCUGGCCAAAGGAUACAAAGGUUUUAAAGGCAACUGCUCGAUUUCCUUCAUCGAGCAGUUCAGAGCCCUCCACCAGUGCAAUCGGUACUGUGAGAUGCUGGGGCUGAAAUCUCUCCGAAGCACUCAUCAGAAACAGAGGAAAGCAGCCUCCAUGAAAAGCAAAAACCUACCAAACUCAUCGACUGUAAAGAAAACACUGCCCAAGAAAGUGAGAGAACCUAGAGACUUCAUUCCUUCAGAGCACUGAGUUCACUGUCCCAUCUCGUGGAGACUCCUCUAGAGGAUACGUCGCAGUGAUGGACACCAGUGACCUGGUGGCGGAUAACUCCAGCCUUUUGCCUUAUGUCGUCGUUCUGAAGUCAUCCUGAUGCAGAUGCUGCCAACAAAGAUGGGAGCUGAUUCCAAUGGUCUUGAUACCUGAGGUUUUACUCUAGGGCAAGGUUUUGAAGACAAACCAAGCCUCAUUGUGUGGCCCUUCGGUGUAUUAGUGUUUGCACUUGUGGAGUCUCACACAUGGGGGGCACCUCCAGUUGGUGGGAGCCUCUUCCCCUCUGUAUGUCUGUGACCCCAUGGGCUCAGCUGCUGCAUACACAUCAACAUGUUUAAGGUGCCAUUCUAACAGUUUUGCACAGUGUUGUUGCUCAAGCUGCUGUAGAAAAAUUGUUUUCUUUCCUAGACUUUUGCAUAUUGUAAUCCUACUGUAAUCCUAUUUUCUGGUAAUUAAUCCUAUAUUCUAUAUCUAUAAUCCUAUACUCCUGUCAUUUUUUCUCCCACUUACAUGUCUUUUAAUGCAAGGCAAAGCCAUUCACGACUGGGUAUAUCUGUCUUCUGCCCCACCCCAGUUAGCCAGCAAAGUGAUAUCCUCAGGUUAAGGAUGGGCAGCUUGUUUGAUUCACCAUGGAAUUCCUUGCUUUCCAUGCAAGCUUCCUUGAAACUGCAGUGGACCCCAUGGCAUGGUACUGCUGUGCUUGCACUUGUUCUGUUGUAGGAUGGAGGUUUGGAGCCUGUGUGUUGCCAAACACUGGCACCCAAAAUAAGCCAUCGGAUGUGGAGGGAUGCUAGUAGGAAAGCCUGGCAAUGCUCUAGUUUAAAGCAGUCAUUUUCAGUAGCAGAACAAAAGCUCCAGUUCUAAUAAUGUCACACGAUCCUGUUCAAAUUCAGUUGUUGCCCUUGGGUUCAGCUACAAGCGCAAUUACACUGAAUUAAUUAUACAUUAAUAGCUCCCAAAGCAGAAAAUGCCUGACUGGUUGACUCAGGUUAAAGCCACCUCGACAAGUGCUAAAGCCUUGCCCUAUUGUAGCUCUCAGAGGCUCUUGGUGUAACGAAGGGGAGCAGAGAACUGAGUCUGUGCCUCUCCUUUGUCUCCUCUUGCCCCAUCCUCCUUCCCGCUCUGAACUGCCUGUUGUGCCCCGAGUCUGCCAGGAGGAGCUCUGUGCCAGCAACACCUUGUCUGGGCCAGCCCUGCUCAGCUAGCCUCAGUUCCUUACAGGGGUCUCUGAGUCAUGAUGGAAAUAUUAAAAUGUAGAUACCCUGACAGAGACACAGCGAGAACUUUGCGUGCAUGUCAGAAACUGAUGAGAAGCGGUGAGCAACAGCCUGUUUGUCUGCCCAUGCCUGAAGUUUCAUGUCGGAUACUUUUAGUUGCUAGUAGUCGCUGUUCUUUGUGGACUGUAACCAGCCACUCUACCCACCCCGGCCUUGCUGUUAGAGAUAAUGCGUAUGUGCCCUGUGGCAGGAAGUAUUUCCUGCCCUUCUGAAAGCGAUGAGUGCAUCUCAACUCCACGUUGUACAAAGGUCUGGGCCAAGCAGUCAGACUGGGAAAAGGAAGUGUGGUCCUGUUUAUGUUGGCUGGCUUAAAUCGCAGGAGAAGGAUUCACCUGGUAGAACCAGGGGUUACCUUGGUGUUCCUGUGUGUCAGGGUUUAACCCCAGCUGGCAUCUAUGCACCACCCAGCCACUCACUGCCUUGGUGGGAUGGGGAAGAGAAUGGGAGGGGUAAAGGUGAGGGAACUUGUGGGCUGGGAUAAUGACAUUUUAAUGGGGAAAGCAGAAGCUGCGCACGCAAGCAGUGUUCUUGCUGGGCUCUUGAUUUAAUGGCGUGUUGAGAUGGAUGGGAGAAACGGCUCCAUUUUACAGUGCUUUGAUCUGAGACAAAAGUGCUUUUUUCCUUUUACAUAAGGGAACCAGAGCAUGGAGUUUGUGAACAAAUGAAAUAAAUGUGUGUUGUAAUCUCAGCAGAGACAGCAGCAGAGCAGAAAGUGGAAUCCGUUUUUUAGAGGAGCCCUAGGAGGUUAAUUGUUGCUGCUAGCAGUUGUGUUAUGAUGUUAAUGAAUAUCCUUAGGCACCCCCAAAAUGAAUGGAUUGUGCUGUGUCCUGACAGCAGUUUUAAGAUGUUCUGCUCUUCACAGGACACCACUGUAGUUCGGGCUGAAGCACUGAUGCUUUGUGAUUUACAUGCUACAACGCACACAGUGUUAAACACUCCAGAGCUUCUGCAGGAUCCUUCUUCUUCAGAGGCCAUUAUUCACAUGAAUGGCUUCUCAGGCCUGGAUUUGGGAGGGGUGUGUCCCUAUAGACAGACUGAUUGUUUUACCUGUUCUUUCACAGUUUUUGAGAGCUCCAGCGGUAAUCUUGUUCGAAGCACCAAAGGCAAUUCCGUGUCAAAGUCCAUAUCCUCCAAAUAUUGGGCACAGAACUCUCUUUUUCCACAAAUUGUCUGUGAUCCUUUUAUG